AGGGGCUUUCUGUGUUUUGGAAGCGGAGCUCGGGUGACUACGGAAUAUAACACUGUGAUAUUAGAUUUAAAUUAUUUGACGAAUACAUACCCAGGAAACGCCCUUUGUUUGCUGCAAAAAUGAUGUGAAAUGCAAUUUUGUCCCAGUGGUUUUAGAGAGGAAAAACUGAUGAAAUGGCACGUUCACUGAUUAGCAUGGGUCUUGCUGUGGGUAUGUUAGGGAUUUUUAUGUCCGGUCUUCAUACAGCAAAAGCGGAGUCGAAUUUCGAGAAAGAAAAGAGGUCCUGUCAUGGUGCUUUCGAUUUAUAUUUUGUCCUCGACAAAUCUGGCAGUGUCAAACACCACUGGAUUGAAAUUUACUCCUUUGUGGAGCAUCUUGCCGAGAAAUUUAUAAGCCCAAUGUUACGGAUGUCCUUCAUUGUUUUCUCCACUCGUGGAACCACAAUUAUGUCACUCACUGAGAAGAGGGAUGAUAUUACCAGAGGUCUAAAUAUGCUGAGGAGAGAAAUACCAGGCGGUGAUACAUAUAUGAACCUUGGAUUGGCAAAGGCAAAUGAGCAAAUAUAUCACAGAACGUAUGGGGCAGCCAGUGUUAUCAUUGCACUGACGGAUGGGGAGUUAAAUGACUAUCAGUUUGUCACAGCGCAGCAAGAGGCUCGGAGAGCUCGGUCUAUGGGAGCCAUCGUAUACUGUGUGGGUGUGAAAGACUUUAAUCAGACACAGCUGGCCACAAUUGCGGACACCCUUGAGCAUGUGUUCCCUGUGAUCGGAGGAUUCCAGGCACUUGAAGGAGUGAUCGAUUCAAUAAUCAAGAAAUCCUGCAUUGAGAUUUUAGCAGCUGAACCGUCCAGUGUAUGCGCUGGUGAUUCGUUUCAAGUCGUUGUCAGGGGAAAUGGAUUUUUGCAUGCAAGAAACAUCAAACAGGUUCUGUGCAGCUUUAAAAUCAACGAGACUGUUACAUUGGAUGAGAGGCCUGUCAGUAUUGAAGACACGUUGCUCCUUUGCCCCGCACCGGUCAUAAGUGAGACUGGAAAGGUGAUAUAUCUGCAGGUCAGCAUGAAUGAGGGUUUGUCCUACAUCACAAGCUCAGUGCACAUCACCACCACCGAGUGUUUUGAUGGGACCAUCCUGCUCAUCUCAUUACUGGUCGUCUCUCUGUUGGUGGGUCUAGUGUUGAUGUGGUGGUUCUGGCCACUGUGCUGUACUGUGGUCAUCAAGGAUCCGCCUCCACCCCCGCCGCCUGAGCCUGUGAGUCCAAAAGUCCAAGACUCUGAAGAUGAAGAUGGCAUGCCCAAGAAGAAAUGGCCUACAGUAGAUGCAUCCUACUAUGGAGGAAGAGGAGUGGGCGGAAUCAAAAGGAUGGAGGUCCGUUGGGGUAACAAGGGCUCCACUGAGGAAGGAGCUAAAUUGGAAAAGCCAAAGAAUGCCGUAGUGAAAAUGCCAGAGCAGGAAUAUGAACCCUAUGAACCAAAAGCCAGACGGCGUGAUGCACACAGAUUUGCCCACCACAGAAAGUGGUACAGUCCUAUACAGGGAAAGCUGGAUGCUUUGUGGGCCCUUUUCCGUAGAGGAUACAACCAGGUGUCACUCAUGAGACCUCAACCUGGAGAUCAGGGACGAUGCAUCAACUUUACCCGAGUGAAAGCAGAGGAGCCAAGGUCACCUCCACGCAGCCACCUUUCACCUCUGCCGCCCCCUCCAGACCAUCAGCCACUAAUGCGGCCGGCCGUAUCUCCUCCGCCCACAAGACCACCAUCCCGGGGACCCUCCAUCAACCGCUCACCCCCAGGACCUCCACCGGCCCGAGCACCCCCAGGCCCCCGUGGACCCCCUCCAUCUCGACCACCACCCUGCCCUGGGAACAGCCAUUGAAAACAAUGGAGGGCCUUGAGAAUGCUUGUGAUAUUUACUAGAGCCACUGGUUUCCCACCGUUUCAGAUUGUAGGUAUGUUGAUCUCGAUUUGGUCUUUUUAUUUGGAACGAAUCAAAUGUUCUGUUUAUGUGUUGACCAUAAAGAGAGGCUCUGCAUUCAAUAAAAUGGUGGCAGAGAAUAUAACACGUGCAAAAUGGAUGAAAAGGGUUUAAAGCACUUAAUAACUUUUGAAUGUUAACUAUGGGUGUUUGUAUAUAACAUUUAGCAUGUGAAUUUGUGUCUGACUAGACAGAAAACGAGGUUGGAGCUAAACAGUAGAAAGGAUUUUAGUAUUGAAUAAGUAUGGUGUACAUUGUGCCCUGUUUUAGCUUUUUAAAGUAUGGAGUCGCAAAAUUAAAAUUCUGUCAGGACCACUGUUGUCAAAUAUUUAAACAAUAGCAAUAUUUAAAGGGGUCAUAUGGCGUGAAUACGUGUUUUUCUGUGUCUUUGGUGUGUUAUAAGUUGCCCAUGCAUGUAUUAGACACGUAAAAUUGCUAAAAUGAAAGUGUCGGAACAAACGAUGCAUGCUAUCUAAAAGCAGUAUUCGACCAAUCACUAUGCACUGGUUAACUGGCCAAUCAUAGCACACCUCGCUUUUCAAAGCGAUGAGCUCUGUAAAAAAUACACUGUUUCAAAGAGGAGAUACAAACAUGCACGGUAUGUGGAAAAUACAGCGUUUUUGACCCUUAAAUCUAAAGCAAACUAUAAUAUUCGCUUUAGCCGUGUCAUAUCACCCCUUUAAGGUUGGCGGAAUGAAACUGUUCUCUCAUGCAGCCUAGCAUGGACAGAGCAGGAGCGCAGGAAUACAUGUACCCCACCUGGGGAACCAGAACAGUUCAUGAUGCGUGACAGGAUUACAUUAAAAUGAUCCGAUAGAUACAGGCAGAUAUGGAGGAGAUGGGGAAGGAGGUGGGUUUUGAGUGCGGCAAGAUUAAGCAGCUGAUAAAAAGCAAAGAAAGGCAAUUUAAUAGGAGGCAGUCUAGUAUGUGUUGUAUGGCUAUUGGUUAAUGUUGAUUAGCUGCACCUGAAGUGAUCGGCUGAUGCAAGCUAGACUCACAUGACCUGCCAGAACUAACCUAUGCUUGAUUAGAAAUUCUGAUGCGUUAUGACUGCAGGGCAGUACAAACAGCUUAUUUAUUUAGCCUUGGGUUCCUGGUAGGCACUUGAAUACAAAAUGACAGGGUGUCCACCGGUGGUACACGACACUUAACAUGAUAUUUUGUGCAUUUUGCUUCAUGAAUAAUUAAUAGACAUGUGUAUACAGCAAGAAAAUAUUCAUGGGCUUUACAUCCUGUGCAUUAUCUGUAUGUGCUUAUCUACUUGAAAUCAUAUGUGAAUGUUAUUUGGCUUCAUUAAUAAAAAAUCAACCUUU
Molecule: messenger RNA, 3283 nt
Organism: Triplophysa rosa
Lineage: Eukaryota; Metazoa; Chordata; Actinopteri; Cypriniformes; Nemacheilidae
Gene: antxr1d
Product: ANTXR cell adhesion molecule 1d
Exons: 18
Coding region: 174-1871 (565 amino acids)
Cellular component (GO): membrane
Molecular function (GO): signaling receptor activity
Source: RefSeq, a predicted model, not a curated record